AUGCGCUCCCAGCUUCUUCGUGCAUCCAUUCGAGUGAGACGACCCGCCGGCGUCGAUGUCUUCCGAAGCUUCAGUUCGACGGUGCGGCGGCCGGCCGAGGUCGAGCUCACAGUCGAUGGCAAGAAGGUUUCGAUAGAGGCUGGCUCAGCAUUGAUUCAAGCUUGUGAAAAGGCUGGAGUUACGAUUCCGAGAUACUGUUACCAUGAAAAGCUGAUGAUUGCUGGAAACUGUCGAAUGUGCUUGGUCGAAGUUGAGAGAGCUCCCAAACCUGUUGCCUCCUGCGCAUGGCCUGUACAGCCAGGAAUGGUCGUGAAGACCAAUUCUCCCCUCACUCAUAAAGCAAGAGAAGGUGUGAUGGAAUUCUUGCUUGCAAAUCAUCCUCUUGACUGCCCCAUCUGUGAUCAAGGUGGCGAAUGCGAUUUACAAGAUCAGUCUAUGAGAUACGGUGCAGAUCGAGGUCGCUUCCAUGAGAUUACUGGUAAACGAGGUGUUGAGGACAAGAAUAUUGGACCGUUGGUCAAGACAUCUAUGAAUCGAUGCAUUCAUUGUAGUCGGUGUAUACGAUUCGCGAACGAUGUCGCAGGUGCUCCAGAGCUGGGCUCUACAGGACGAGGGAACGAUAUGCAGAUUGGCACUUACCUCGAAACUGCUCUUGACACUGAACUGUCAGGCAAUGUCAUUGACCUCUGCCCAGUCGGUGCACUCACAUCAAAGCCCUAUGCGUUUCGAGCCCGACCAUGGGAAUUGCGCCACACCGAGACGAUUGAUGUGCUAGAUGGGCUGGGCUCGAAUAUCAGGGUAGACGCUAGAGGCAUGGAAGUGAUGCGGAUUCUACCACGACUAAAUGACGACGUAAACGAGGAAUGGAUCAAUGACAAAUCACGUUUUGCCUGCGAUGGACUUAAGACACAACGGCUCACAACUCCCUUAAUAAGAAGAGAUGACAACUUCGCUCCUGCUUCGUGGGAGCAGGCCCUUACCGAGAUUGGAAGAACAUUUCAGCAGCUUGAUGUGAAAGAAAACGAGUUCAAAGUGAUGGCGGGACAGCUUAUCGAAAUAGAGUCGUUGGUGGCGAUGAAGGAUCUUGCUAACAGACUUGGCUCAGAAAAUCUUGCGCUUGACCAACCUGGUGGAAGUGAGCCGAUUGCGCAUGGCGUGGAUGUGAGGUCGAAUUACUUGUUCAAUUCCAAGAUAUAUGGCGUGGAAGAAGCAGAUGCGAUGCUUCUUGUUGGCACCAACCCGCGACAUGAGGCCGCAGUUCUGAAUGCAAGAAUACGCAAACAAUGGCUACGAUCUGAUCUGGAAAUCGGUUUGGUGGGCGAAACUUUCGAGAGCACUUUUGGCUUCGAGCAUCUUGGUGCUGAUGCGGCAGCCGUCAAAGCAGUCCUAUCCGGCCCCUUUGGCAAGAAACUGUCAUCAGCCAAGAAGCCCAUGAUCAUCGUGGGUAGCGCUGUGACAGAGCAUCCAGACGCAAAGGCAAUCUAUGAAUCAAUUGGAGCAUUUGUUGACAGGAAUGCUGCAAGGUUUAUUACGCCUGAAUGGAAAGGGUACAAUGUACUCCAAAGGGAUGCAUCAAGAGCUGGUGCUUAUGAAGUUGGCUUCACUACACCUUCACCGGAAGUUGCAAAAGUCAAGCCAAAGAUGAUUUGGCUGCUUGGUGCUGAUAAUUUCAAUGAGGCUGACAUUCCGAAAGAUGCGUUUGUAGUGUACCAGGGUCAUCAUGGUGAUGCUGGUGCUCAGAUUGCAGAUGUGGUGCUUCCAGGUGCUACCUAUACUGAAAAGUCCGGUACCUAUCUCAACACCGAAGGUAGGUGUCAGAUCACGAGAGCUGCUGUGUCAUUGGCUGGAGCGGCAAGAGAUGAUUGGAAGAUCAUCCGUGCUGUGAGCGAAUACUUUGGUCAACCACUUCCAUAUGACGAUAUCGAGGGGCUGAGAGAUCGCAUGGAGCAGAUCAGCCCAGUGCUGAGAUGCUACGAUGUGGUUGAGCCAAGCUCAUUGGGCUCCUUGAGCAAGGUGCAGCUGGUAGAUCAAAAUAAGGGUGCAAAAGCCACGGGAAAGCCCUUGAAGAAGCCGAUCGAAAACUUCUUCUUCACAGAUGUUAUCUCAAGAAGUUCACCUACAAUGGCACGAUGUUCGGCGGCCAAAGCAACAGGCAACCCGGAGACGAACUUUAUGGCUCAAGGCGAACCAAAUCCGCAGAAUGAGUAUGGUCCACUACCACAAGUCUCUUACGGUUGA
Molecule: messenger RNA, 2238 nt
Organism: Endocarpon pusillum Z07020
Lineage: Eukaryota; Fungi; Ascomycota; Eurotiomycetes; Verrucariales; Verrucariaceae
Exons: 3
Coding region: 1-2238 (745 amino acids)
Biological process (GO): ATP synthesis coupled electron transport
Cellular component (GO): membrane
Molecular function (GO): NADH dehydrogenase (ubiquinone) activity; iron-sulfur cluster binding
Source: RefSeq, a predicted model, not a curated record